This is a messenger RNA of Histoplasma mississippiense, 1968 nucleotides long. RefSeq names its product tubulin gamma chain. The coding region runs from base 1 to 1968 and encodes 655 amino acids. Gene Ontology annotation, molecular function: GTP binding; structural constituent of cytoskeleton. The transcript has 9 exons. Lineage: Eukaryota; Fungi; Ascomycota; Eurotiomycetes; Onygenales; Ajellomycetaceae. Gene Ontology annotation, biological process: meiotic spindle organization; mitotic cell cycle; mitotic sister chromatid segregation. The record is from RefSeq and is a predicted model, not a curated record. Gene Ontology annotation, cellular component: spindle; microtubule; centrosome.
AUGCUGAAUGAGCAGAUUGGCAUCGUUACACCAAAUGCAAAGGCUCAGUUUAGAAAGAAGUACGUGACUGGUAUAUUCGAGGCAAGCGUGUGGAAAAGUAUUUCCCUAUUACGCUCUAUUUCUGCUGUCAAUUCCGGCGCCGAUGCUGGCAAAGGACUUGGGCCAACAUUCGGAAUCAUUUCCACUGGAGAUGUAUGGAAGGAGAUAUUUGAAAACGCCGUGCCGGAGCUGCUGCGACGGCGCUCGGAUUUUGGGACGGAUGACAAUGUGGACCUGGAGUCAUUAUUUGCUGGGGUCGAGACCACAGGGCUUAGUGCUGUUGAGUUGCAUACUACACCUGCAGAAGAGGUCGAGAAAAGAAUGGUAGAAGCAACGGAACGAUUAAUUAACAGGGCUGGGAAACAAAUAGCAUCCAUAUGUCUCGGAUGUGCGGGGAUGGCAGGCAUGGACGGAGUUGUCCGUCAAGGGUGCAUAAGAGCGCUUGGUCCAGUGCUGGGAGAGAAAAUCGUCAUCAUCGAAGGAGUCGUUGCCGGAGUGGAACAACUGGUUGAUGAAUGUAGUAACUCAGGCGGUUGGUCGGCUGAAGUUCGGCCCAAGCUGCAGGAACCAGUUUUGCUCUUUGACUGCCCUAAUUCCCAACUUUCCCCUCCACCACGCGAGGACGCGUUCUCCACAUCAAAAUCAACAACAGCUUCAAGCAAAGUCAGGAAGAUGCCAAGGGAGAUCAUCACAAUCCAGGCUGGCCAGUGCGGCAACAAUGUUGGUAGUCAAUUCUGGCAGCAGCUAUGCCUCGAACAUGGAAUAAACAAAGAUGGGAAUUUAGCAGAAUUUGCGACUGAGGGAGGAGAUCGGAAAGAUGUCUUUUUCUACCAGAGUGACGAUACACGAUACAUUCCUCGAGCUAUAUUACUUGACCUAGAGCCAAGGGUUCUGAAUACCAUCCAAACCGGCGCCUAUCGCAACAUAUACAACCCUGAGAACUUUUUCAUUGGUAGGCAGGGGAUAGGUGCAGGGAAUAAUUGGGCUGCCGGAUAUGCGGCCGGUGAGAUUGUUCAGGAAGAGGUUUUCGAUAUGAUAGAUCGGGAAGCAGAUGGCAGUGAUUCAUUAGAGACCUACUCCGUGUUUCCUGACACACAAGCAGCCGAUGUUGUUGUCAAUCCCUAUAACAGCCUGUUGGCCAUGAGAAGAUUGACACAAAAUGCAGAUUCAGUGGUUGUCGUGGACAAUGGUGCCCUUUCCCGAAUUGCUGCAGACCGAUUACAUGUGCAAGAACCUUCAUUUCAACAAACCAAUCAAUUGGUUUCUACUGUUAUGUCUGCAUCCACCACCACCCUUCGAUAUCCAGGGUACAUGCAUAACGACCUCGUCAGCAUCCUGGCGAAUCUCAUACCAGAUCCUCGUACCAGAUUCCUCAUCACGUCAUACACGCCUUUUACCGGUGAUAAUGUCGAACAAGCAAAAACAGUCCGAAAAACCACCGUACUAGAUGUUAUGCGUCGACUCCUCCAACCUAAAAACCGCAUGGUCUCAAUCGUACCCAGUAAAUCCAGCUGCUAUAUCAGCAUAUUCAAUAUCAUUCAGGGUGAAGCAGCUCAGACGGAUGUUGAUAAAUCGAUUCUCAGGAUUCGUGAACGUCGCCUGGCCACAUUUAUCCCCUGGGGACCAGCUAGCAUCCACGUCGCUGUUCCCAAACGCUCUCCAUACCUGCCCAAUACUCAUAGGGUAAGUGGAUUAAUGCUGGCAAACCACACCUCGGUGGCAACCCUCUUCAAGAGGAUUGUUAGUCAGUACGAUCGGCUACGCAAGCGCAAUGCGUUCUUGGAACAAUAUAAAAAGGAAGCCCCAUUCGCGGAUGGAUUGGGGGAGUUUGACGAAGCCAGGACUGUGGUUAUGGAUCUCAUUGCGGAAUAUGAAUCUGCAGAAAAACCCGAUUACGCAGGUGGCGGGACGGAUAUAGAGGAGAAUUGA